ACUCUAUGGAGGCUAGGUAAAACAUUUGACCCCUAUUCAAAGAACUAAAAAUCUGUCGGCUCUUUCAACAUGCCAGCAAAAAAACACGAGCUGAAAGCUGAUACCAUCAACCGCUUCUGUUCUCAGUACGUUCAAUUAGAAAAAGAUCUUGACUAUCCUCCACCUGCACUCCUGCAAGACGCAGAUAUUCAAGACACUAUAUACCGCCGCAUCUUUGCCGAUGACGCUCUUGCUUAUGCCCCUCCUCGGAGGUACCAGCUACGAGUCCUUAAGGAGCUCACGUCGAGGAUCGAAGCGAGUAUUGAGGACUGGGAUCGUCACGGGGUUUCAGACGACUUGAUGAAUACGCUCUCUUGUCUUCUAGCACACCCAUUACCCUCCGAAACCACUGCUGCUCAGCAGAAAUCAUAUGUGACGUACAAUCUAUCUCUACUUGAUAGUCGUGAUAAUGUUACCCAAAUUCCACCUCAGAUCACACUACUCGAGUCGCGCAAUCUCAUCUCUGCCUCGGGGACCACCGGCUUGCGUACUUGGGAAGCUUCCCUUCACUUAGGGCAAUUUCUCUGCGCAAACCCGUCGCUUAUUCGGGGGAAGCGAGUUUUAGAGUUAGGAUCAGGGACCGGAUACCUAUCCGUACUGUGUGCUAGAUUUCUUACUUCUACUUUAACUAUUGCCUCAGAUGGCUCUGAUGAGGUUGUGGCAACCCUUCCCGAGAACUUCUUUUUAAACGGCCUCCAAGACUCAAAGCAAAUCCGGGCUAUGGAUAUUAAAUGGGGCCAUGCUCUUGUGGGAACAGAAGACCAAUACUGGAACGGCGGCAUGCCGAUUGAUGUGGUCCUUGGCGCGGAUAUAGCCUAUGACAAGGGCGUCAUCCCGGCUCUCGUUGGAACAUUAGAAGAAUUGACGGGAAUGUUUCCACGUGUUAUAAUUCUCAUUGCCGCUACCGAAAGGAACCAAGACACGUUCAAAGCCUUCCUUGAUGUCUGCCAAAGGAGAUAUUUCAACGUCGAAGAGGUUGACUUUAAGCUUCCAUGCAGACACGACCAGCGAGGUCCAUUUUACAGCGACCAAGUGCCUAUUAAGAUAUGCAGAAUACAAAAGUUAUUGAGUUCUUGAAACUCGACGCUAUGAUAGCCACACUUCCUGAUUAUACUACAUAUAUCGAGUUCUAGGAUAACAACAUAGAUGAAGGGGCUAAAGAGGACUCUCGUGAGACUUCGAUAAUUAAAAACCUUCAGUUACCAUCGGUGCAAACGUCCAAGUACCAGCAACAAUGCCCAUUUCCAUUAAGAUUUUAAAUCACCUUGUGAUCUCUUGGGAAGUGACACCAAACCUCCUGGAUAAGGCUGCCCGCUUCCGUCCGUAACACGUGUGCAACGUAAACGUCAUACAAACACCAUAACACGGGAUGAAGCACUGUCAUACACUACAGAGGUAAGCAGGUCCUAGGAAAAUAUGCCAUUCAAUAUACAGCUUGACAGACGGGCCCCUGGUGGAAUAUCUUACUUCUAUCAUUUUUCCCUCUCCGUUUCAUAUACCAGUGAAAUACACCUGGCGUAAGCC
Messenger RNA from Daldinia decipiens, 1563 nucleotides. Its product is annotated as putative methyltransferase-domain-containing protein. NCBI's taxonomy places the organism in Eukaryota, Fungi, Ascomycota, Sordariomycetes, Xylariales, Hypoxylaceae. Bases 70 to 1116 code for a protein of 348 amino acids. The record is from RefSeq and is a predicted model, not a curated record. The transcript has 2 exons.